AUGACGUAUCCUCAGCCACCGGUCAAGACGUAUCCACCGCCGUUGCCUCAGCCGCCGGUCAAGCCAUGUCCUGAGCCGCCGGUCAUGACGUAUCCUCAGCCACCGGUCAAGACGUAUCCACCGCUGUUGCCUCAGCCGCCGGUCAAAACAUAUCCUCAGCCACCGGUGAAGACAUAUCCUGAGCCGCCGGUCAAGCCAUGUCCUGAGCCACCGGUCAAAACGUAUCCUGAGCCGCCGGUAAAGACGUAUCCUCCUCCGGAAUAUCCUCCGUACACAUCGCCUCCGAUAAAGAAAUAUCCUCCGCUGGUUGAUCCGUAG
Molecule: messenger RNA, 318 nt
Organism: Microthlaspi erraticum
Lineage: Eukaryota; Viridiplantae; Streptophyta; Magnoliopsida; Brassicales; Brassicaceae
Source: the annotation of a GenBank genome assembly